AGUCACUUCCCUCGUCAGCUCUCUUGUGGGCUUGCGCACCUGACCACUUGGUAUGUACAUCGGCGAUUCGGCGUCGCGAUUCUCGUUAGUAGUUUUUCCCCUCGAAAAAUGGUUAUUACGUACGGAGUAGUAGUUAGUAGUUUCCCCGAUCCACAUCGACUAAAGAAAAUACAACUCCGUUCAUACUUUCUUUUUUAGUAGAUCGAAUCACCUCGAAAUUGGAAUUACUUCGCCGGGUUUGUACCAAUCCGCUUUCGAGAUAUCGAGUUUCGGGGUAUCAAAACUACACAUUUGUAGAUUGAGUGGAGAGGAUUAAAAACUAGAAGUCUAGAAUGGUGUUGGUUCUAGCGAUCGGAGAUCUGCACAUACCUCACAGAGCCGCUGAUCUUCCGGCGAAGUUCAAGUCGAUGCUCGUCCCAGGAAAGAUUCAGCACAUAAUCUGUACUGGAAAUCUCUGCAUCAAAGAAGUUCAUGAUUACUUAAAGAGUUUAUGCCCCAGCUUGCAUAUAACUAGGGGUGAGUACGAUGAAGAAUCUAAGUACCCAGAGACAAAGACUCUUACCAUUGGACAAUUCAAACUUGGUUUUUGUCAUGGUCAUCAGGUAGUUCCAUGGGGAGAUCUGGACUCACUAGCCAUGGUGCAGAGGCAGCUAGAUGUGGACAUAUUGGUGAGUGGGCACACCCACCAGUUUAAGGCAUACAAACAUGAGGCCGGAGUUGUGAUCAACCCUGGUUCUGCGACUGGGGCACAUAGUAGCAUCACCUAUGAUGUCAACCCUAGUUUUGUUCUGAUGGACAUUGAUGGUCUCCGCGUAGUGGUAUACGUCUAUGAACUCAUUGAUGGAGAAGUCAAGGUUGACAAAAUUGAUUUCAAGAAGACUGCUGCACCCCCAUCUACACCCACUCUUUGAUGAUUCCUGCCACCAAAACUGUAGUCUGCCCUUUUUUAAAGGACUCCGUUCCUGUUUUUUUAAAGGACUCCGUUCCUGUUUGAUCAUUAUUAGGACUUUUUGCCAACCUGAACAAUAUAAAAGUUGCUACAAUCACAGGUAACAAUAAUAUGCUUUUUUAUGGAGUGUGGUAGACUGGUAGUAAAGGAUGGUUUUGAAAUACUCCUCUGUCCAGCAAUAUCAACUUUUUAAGAAACAAUACGUAGUGUGUACUAUUUUUCUCACAUGUACAGAAGCAUUAUCAUACAAUUUUCACCUACUUAUGUCUAGCGUUAGUCAAAACAUUUGCGGGAAGGAUUGGAUAUUUGGAUCAACAAGUAGUUGGAUCUUUUUUUUUUCGUUUCCAACAAAA
Messenger RNA from Cuscuta epithymum, 1302 nucleotides. The record is from the annotation of a GenBank genome assembly. NCBI's taxonomy places the organism in Eukaryota, Viridiplantae, Streptophyta, Magnoliopsida, Solanales, Convolvulaceae.